Messenger RNA from Chenopodium quinoa (quinoa), 3836 nucleotides. Its product is annotated as mechanosensitive ion channel protein 4-like. Gene Ontology annotation, cellular component: plasma membrane. Lineage: Eukaryota; Viridiplantae; Streptophyta; Magnoliopsida; Caryophyllales; Amaranthaceae. Gene Ontology annotation, molecular function: mechanosensitive monoatomic ion channel activity. Gene Ontology annotation, biological process: monoatomic anion transport; detection of mechanical stimulus. The record is from RefSeq and is a predicted model, not a curated record. The transcript is spliced from 6 exons. Bases 94 to 2520 code for a protein of 808 amino acids.
CAGAGAGAAUGUUCAUGCUUUGAGGUACUAUGUAAGAUAAUAUUUAUACUUUUGCUACCGGUUAUAUGUGCUUGUUAUUUGUGUGUUGCUGCUAUGAUUAUAGCAGUUUUUUUAGGCCUUAUCAUUACUUGCUCAGUAAUUGCUGCCACCGUCGCGUUACCACUGCUAUUGGUAUCGUUUUUAGUUAUACGGUUACUUCAGUUCUUUAGUCACGGUGAUGCCUAUGACAAAGCCGUUCAACUUAUGCUUUUCAUCCGUGCUUGGAUACUCAUAGAUAUGGUGGUGUUUCUGAUUAUAUUAUGGAUUUUCUUCUGGGUACCUAAAAACAUCUCAGGGUUAAGGCAUGUUCUGUUGUUAGGAUUGACUUUAGCAGAUUGGGUAAGCCUAUAUUAUGUGAUCUUCGGCAUCUACAUUUUGAGCUGUUUUGUUUCAGUAGUGACCAUUAAUUUAUUACCACUGGUCCCCUUGGAUCACACAGAAAGUGGCCUUAUAUUACCCGAAGCAGUGCUUGAAAUAAUCGACUGUCUCAUUUUCUGGUUGGCAGAAUCUGAGGUUAUGAAACGUGUUUCCACCUUUAAGCACCACAAGAUACUUGGACUGAACACCCAAAAUUGGAUUGAGGUAUCAAUAUUUGUCCUCGUUGCCUACAAUGUCAUCACCUUGUCUACUUAUAUGAUAGUGUGGUUGUUAAGGAAGUUAGUUUGUCACAAAAUACUUAAACCAGGGAUUAAUACAAAAUCACGUCAGUACUUAAUUAUAGAAAAGUUCCUGCGAGGAAAACAUCUAAUGUAUUGGGCCAAUGGAAUGAAACGCAGCAUCAACUUCAUAUUAAGAUCAUUGCUGCUUUUAAUUACUUGGGUGUCUUAUUUUGGCUCCAAGCUAAACAAAACGCCCCAGGCCAAAUACAUUCUGGAUUUCGGAACCUGGACUUGUCUCAGUCUUUUAAUUUGCUCCUUUCUUUGGCUGGUCAAAACUUGUGUCUUGCUAUCAUGGGAGGCUUGUUCUGUGUAUAACAGAUUGAACUCUAAAAUCUUGGAAGGUGGGAAGCAGUUGUAUUUCCUUGGCAUCAUAGGUCGCCACAACUAUGACAUCUUAAACCUUCUGUAUGAGUGCAAAGAUGAUGAAACUUUGUGGAACUAUGACAUCUUAAACUAUGGCUCGGAUGACCAGAGAUUAAGACAGUUUGUCUCACAUCUAUGUAAAACCUUGUUUCCUAAUAGGGUAAUGAAUCUGCAUGCUCAUUACCUAAGUAAAUUGGAUGAUGUGGAUGAGUGGGGAGAUAAACAAGUUAAUGCGAAGAAAUUGUUGAGAAAGAAGCAUAAAAGAGUCAAGCAUGACUUAUUGAUACAGGAGGGUCGGACUCUUACUCUGUAUUGCAUACAGCAAGCUGCUGGUUACUUUUUGACAGCGAAACAGACAUUGUUAAAGGAGAAGUAUACUAGUGACAUCCUUGAAAAUUUGAAGAGCCAUAGUCAAGAUGAUGAUCAUGAUGGCAGGAGUAUUAAAGAAAAUCUGAAGCGACUUAUUCAAGUUGGAAACAAUGCGAAAGAUAAAACAGAAAAUUCAUCCGGGGAUGCUCUGGUAAAAAAGGAUGAUUGGGGCUAUUUUGAAGAUCAACUUCAUGAAUAUGUGGGUUCUUCACAAGAUAUAUCACCUGAAAUUUUUCAUACAUGGAUGGAAAGGGCAUGCAACAAUUGUUUGUUCCUCGCAAAUACAUUAAGUAGUGCCAAGGAAGUUGUUGAUUGUUUAAACAAGAUAAUCAGCUGGCUUUUGAUUGUUGCUACUUUCAUAAUGUGGUUGCUUCUAACUGGGUUGGCUUCCACAAAAGUACUAGUCAUCAUAGCUUCUCCAUUGUUAGCUGCAACUUUUAUAUUUGGAGAUGCUUGCAAGACCCUAUUUCAAGGGAUCAUGUUUGCCUACGUUAUACACCCUUUCGAUGUUGGUGAUUUAUGUGUCAUUGAUGGAAACAUGGUAGAGGUUAAAACAAUUGGUGUUUGGAAAUCAACCUUCUCAAAAGUUGGGAUGCAAGAGGAAGUGUUAUAUCCAAAUUCGGAAUUAUGCAACAAAAAUAUAAUCAACUACAAGACAGAAUUUGAUUGGAAUGAUUAUCUAGAGCUUGAUACAGUCUCAUUAGACGAGGAAAAAAUCAAGAUUUUGAAACAAGAAAUUGAAAAAUACCUUGAUGAUGGUGAAAACGGUAAAUUUACACCAGGUUAUAAUUGUGUGGAAGUGGUGAUAACUGAAGAAAACAUCAAGAUAGCUAUUAACUUUAGACACAAUGUAAACCUUAAGAAUAGCACUUACUUUGAAUGCCUCAAGGAAAAGCGCAAGCGGCGAUCAGAGUUCAUUCUCCAUGCACAAUGCCUUGUAAAUCACAUGAAAAAUGGAAGAACAAAAACCUCAGAGAGUUACGAAGAUAAGGUAGAAAGUAAAAAUGGCAGCUUGAUGAAUAUUCCCGAUUCAGGUGAUGAAGAUGACACUUUUGUAGCAGGAAAGGUAGAGGGAGUCUAUGGAGGAUAAGUAAUUCAGUAAACAUGUUUGACUACACUUUACACCUUUGGUGCAAUUUUGCAAUAAAGACAAUCUUGCUACAAAAUCAUUAAAGCUAGGACUGGAUCUUAUUAGCAAUAAUGGUAUAGUUAACUAACUGACAGUUACUCGAGUUCAUUUCAAACAAAACUCAAAGCACUUAUACUUAUAUGAGCUUAAAAUCUAAACUCAAAUUCAAUUUGAGACCUCAAUAACUCGGUGUUGAAAUCCGGAAUUUGUCUAGAAAAGUUCAUCAGCUAGGAUUUUAUUAAAUGCAUAAUUAAGCAGACCAAAAUCUGAAUGUGACAGUGUCUGAUUAACUAUUACUCUAUUAGCUACUAAGCUUACUAUACUAGUAUUAUCUUAUGCAAAGAUAUUCAUAAAGGUAUCAUCAUAACGUCAUUGUAUAAUGUCAUACGGUGAAAAAUCCAACAAGAACUAGCUGGUAUUAAAUAUUCAAAAGCAUUGAAAAUCUUCAUUGCAAACGCAAGCAAGACAAUAACAAACAAAAACAAGACAUAAAGAUACUAUCCCUAAUUAACUACUCUAAAUAAUUUUCCACAAAGUAAUUUUCAUGACCAAAUCGCUGAUAUCAUUCACUAUUACAUUAAUUAUUUUUAUUAUAGACAUAAUACAGCUUGAUAUGAUUUUUUUUUUUUUUUUUUUUUGACAAGUUGAUAUGAAUGAUUUUAGAAGAUGGUGUUUAAUAAAAAAUAUAUAUAUAUAUAUAAUUUUAAAAUAUUGUUUUUUUUAUAAUUGCUUUGUUUGUUAAUUGUCUUUGUCUUCUUCUCCUAAGACGGUACAUACAAUAUUGGAUUAGGUUAAGUAAAAAUAUCACAAAUUUGCAUGCCAAAAGCAAUACGUACAACCUAAUAAUAUUAACAAAAAAGCACAGAACUUGGCUAAGAAAGAUACAAUAUAAAGUGGCUUUUGAGGUGGUUAUAAUCCUAUGCAAGAUAUAAAGCAGGUCAUUUUGUUUGUAAUUAAUUUUCUAUGUCCAAGUCUAAACAUGGUUUUAAUUUAGCAUUUCUCGUUAAAUUGAUUUAAAAUAAUGAUUACACCUUUGGAAAAUUUGUUGGCAUGAUUGCUCCUCAGUGUUUGAGAGAGAGAAAAAAAAUAAAAAUAAAAAUAAAUAAAUAAAUAAAUAAAAGCAUACCUCCUCUGUAUUUUCGAGUUACAACACUAUCUUUUCUAUGAUCAAAAUUCAUAUAAUUCAACCACAUUCUUUUAUUAUACCCUAGUAAUAUAUUAAAAACAAUAUUCAUACUCUAAGAAAUAAACUAUUAUAAAAUCAAUUUUUCAUAAUC